AGGCACAGAGAACACAGCCAAGGGUCGCGGAAGGACACACAGACGACGGUCGCGGUCGCGGUCCCCGGGCACCUUUUAACAUCAUGGCGUGGCAUCAUUUGGAUAUUGAUAAGCCUCAUUUAGCUUACAUGAUCUUGGGCGGUUUCACCGGCCUAUUCAUGCUUUGCUCGCUCUUUGUGAAGGAGAAACUGUACAUCGGUGAAGCAACAGUCGCUACUCUUUGCGGAAUCAUCUUCGGGCCACAUGCGGCCAAUCUCUUCAAUCCCCACGAAUGGGGAAAUGUUGACAAGAUCACUCUUGAGUGCUCUCGUAUCGUCCUGGUCGUCCAGUGUUUUGCUGUCGGUGUCGAAUUGCCAAAAUCAUACAUGAACCGUCAUUGGAAGUCCGUCUUCUUACUGCUGGUGCCGGUCAUGACUUGGGGCUGGCUUAUUACCAGCUUGUUCAUCUGGUGGAUGGUUCCUCCCCUCAGCUGGCUGGAGAGUCUUGUGUGCGCCGCUUGUGUGACAGCCACGGAUCCUGUGCUGGCGUCUUCAGUUGUCGGUAAAGGUAAAUUCGCCAAGCGUGUACCUAAGCAUUUGCGAGACCUGUUGUCGGCUGAGUCUGGCUGCAAUGACGGUAUGGCUUUUCCGUUCAUUUACCUAUCAUUCUACAUUUUACGUUACCGUCCAGACGCGGGAAAAGUGUCCCUGAACUGGUUCUGCGUCACAAUCUUAUACGAGUGUAUCUUUGGCGCCAUCUACGGUUUCCUCAUUGGUUAUUUCGCCCGUCAUUCAAUCAAAUUUGCCGAACGCAAACAGCUGAUUGACCGCGAGAGCUUUCUCGUCUUCUACUUUGUGCUGGCCGUCUUUUGCGCCGGCUCUGGUAGCUUGUUGGGUAUGGACGACCUUUUGAUAGGUUUCGCGGCAGGUGUGGGUUUCAGUAAUGAUGGAUGGUUCACGGAGAAAACCGAAGAGUCUCACGUAUCCAACGUUAUCGACCUUCUGCUGAACUUGGCGUAUUUCGUGUACUUUGGAUCCAUUAUCCCCUGGGAAACGUACAAUGCACCGGAGCUCGGCCUUGUCCCAUGGAGGCUUGUUGUGAUCGCCAUCUUGGUCAUCUUUUUCCGCCGUAUUCCCAUUAUGUUAAUCCUGAAACCAAUCAUACCGGAUGUGAAAACUUGGCGUGAGGCACUCUUCGCUGGUCAUUUCGGACCCAUUGGUGUCGGUGCCAUCUUCGCCGCCAUCUUGGCUCGAGCUGAAUUAGAAACGGAUAGCACGCAGCCCCUAACAGAGGCGGAGCUACCGAAAGCUGGUACGGCCGAUUAUUAUAUCGUCCAACUCAUCUGGCCCAUCACGACUUUUAUGGUCAUCUCGUCCAUUCUAGUCCAUGGUUCGUCGAUCGCUGUGUUCACCCUCGGAAAGCGCAUCAACACCCUGACCAUCACGCUGUCUUACACCACCGCAAAUGAUGAGGGUCCAUCAUGGAUGAAUCGUUUGCCUCGUGUGCAGUCUAUAGCGAAAGGCUCGAUGUCCUUCAGGAAGCCGGAUGAUACGGAUGCGUCUUCGAACGAACAGGAGUAUCCCCCCGGUACUCUUCCCCCGAUCGGUGUUCCUGGUAAUUUCCUGCGUCGGGUUCGGGAUGAAGAUACAGAGUCGCCUACCGGUAGGACGUCAAGUCGGAGACCCCGCAGACGCCGUCGGCACGUUUCUGGGGCGGGUGGUCCUAUCAGUCAGUCGGCGAUUGCACCUCAACGGCCUGUGGAGAGUGAAGACGCAGAGGAGGAAGAGGAGCGCGACAAAAUUGAACGAGAAGGCUCUCCACCGUCCAAGGAACGUGAUCAGUUCGGACGAGAGCCACUUGUGGAAGCUUAUCUGGAAGGCCAUCAUAUGAUCAUUGAAGAUGAAGAAGGAAAUGUUCUGAAGACAGAAGAUGUUAGUCAUAUAACACCCGAGGAGCGACAGCGACACAUCGAAGCACAGCGUGAUAAGCUGCUACAGGAGAAAUCGGGAGAGUUUGCCAAGUCCAGGAGCCGGCCACACGCAAGGUCAGAGGGAGAGGAGGUCGAAGAAGCUCUGGGAGAGAAGACCGGUCACCCUCUGGAAAAAGCUCGCAAGCGAUUUGGUCAGUGGAUUGGACUCGGAAAAGGUCGCGCCCAAGAGGCGGAAGACCAAGAAGUCGAAAAGGCUCCGGCGACGCAGCAGCAGCAGCAGCAGCAGCCUGCUGCUGAGAAGAAAUCCAAGGGCAAGUCUCGCUCAGCUCAUGCAUAUCAGUUCGGUAACACGAUCAUCGUCGAGGAUGAGGAUGGAGAGGUGAUCAAGAAGUACUCUAUCCCUUCAACCGACAAACCGGAGACAGGAGCGCCCGUCCGGCGUGGAUUGACCCGCAUGGGAACCUGGUUUGGCAUGGACGGUGAAGGAGAGCCAUCGCAGGCCGAGAAGAAGACAGCCGAGGAUGACUGGCUAGCAGACGAUGGUCUUCGAUUCACCGUGGCCGACGAUGACAACAUUGAUAAGAAGGGCGUUAGCCACAAGGGUCGCAGAAUGAACAAGCAUGAAUUCGUCCAGCAACUCCGCAACCUUGGUCCCAGAGCUCGUCGCGAUCUGGUGGAAGAGACAGAUGCGCCCCAGCAUGUCAAGGAAGUUGCCCGGGACGAAGCUCGGGACGCGGAGCGCAAAGAGUCUCUUGCUGGCGGUCCUGCCCAAGACACACAACAUCAAGGAACAUCUGCCCGACCUGCAUCCAUCUCGAGCAGCGGGUCAAGCAACGGGUCUGAUAUAGGGGUGCCUGGUGACAAUAUUGCUGCUUCAUUGGCCCGGUUCACCCGUGGCACGGCAGCAGAGGAGCGUCGCAGUACUCUCAACCCCUCCACUCGCCCUCGCUCACGCAGAGACUCUGAAGACGAUGGCACUGAGCGUGUGCCCCCGGCUCAACUUCGAGAAGCAGCUGGCCUGUCGCGUCCACCUCAGCAAGAUGAUGAUGACACGGGAGAAACACCUGCGGAACGCCGUCGUCGUCUCGCCGCUCUUGGUGAACUGAACUCGGACGAUUCCGAUGAGUCGGAUGCCGCGGUGGAAUCGGAUAGCGAGGACAAUACAGGGUUCCGUCGUGUCGGCAGCAAAGUCCAGUUUGUAGAAGGGACGAAGCCCUCCGAUAGUGGAAAUGGAAGUAACUCCAACCAAGGGAACGGUUCGAGUUCCUCGAGCUCUGCGCAUCAGCGCUCAAUCUCGUGGGGAGGAGAGAAAGGCCGGGAGGCUUAAAGAGAUCUGAACAACUCAUACCCCCACAAAAAAAAAAGAAAGAAAGAAAGAAAAUUUGAAGAGACAUGCAUCAAGCUAAUGAACCGUUA
This is a messenger RNA of Aspergillus caelatus, 3325 nucleotides long. RefSeq names its product Na+/H+ antiporter Nha1. Bases 84 to 3236 code for a protein of 1050 amino acids. NCBI's taxonomy places the organism in Eukaryota, Fungi, Ascomycota, Eurotiomycetes, Eurotiales, Aspergillaceae. The record is from RefSeq and is a predicted model, not a curated record. Gene Ontology annotation, biological process: intracellular potassium ion homeostasis; regulation of membrane potential; proton export across plasma membrane. The transcript has a single exon. Gene Ontology annotation, cellular component: plasma membrane. Gene Ontology annotation, molecular function: sodium:proton antiporter activity.